UUACAGCAGAGACACAAGUUCAGCGUCUCAUGUGUUUGGUUCUGGAGGAGCUGAGAAGACGUGGCCUGGAGCUGGCAGGAUGGACAGGAAGUGCUCCCUGAUCAUCACCAACAUCACCGCUGGAGACGCUGGUCUCUACGAGAGCCGGCUGAGGGACAAGUACAACACCGUUGUGUAUCUCAGUGUUUUAACAAUCUCUCCAUCUCCACUAGAUGUGGAUCCAGGAAGGGAUGGAGACGUGACAUUACGCUGUUCUCUGGUGAGAGACCGUUACUUUGGUCCCUGUAAACAGAACAGCAUCAUCUGGGUGGAUGAGACAGGAAGUGUGCUGCUUGGUGAAGGUGAUGGGUUUGUGUCUGGAGGACAGAACAACUGUGUUUCUGAUCUGAUGGUGAAACAUCAGAGACGCUCCAAGAGAAGAUUCACCUGCCAGGUUGUUGAAGGAGACAGAGUGGAGAUAGAUGCUGAAUACACGCUGGACUUUACAGAUUAUACCGGAUUGAUUAUUGGAUGGGUGGUCAGGGGGCUGAUGGUGGUUCUGGUCAGCAUCGCUACGUUUUUCAUCAUUUACAGGAUGAAAGUUAAAAGGAACAACCCCAUAAAUCAAACAGAUGUUCAGUUACCAAUGCAGCAGUAUGUGAACAGGGAUGAAGAUUAUGAUGAUGUGGUGAACUAUGAAAACGAUAAAGACCUGCCUGCUUCUGUCCGAUCCACAGAUCAAUAAAUCAGCCGUGUGUGAUGGAAACGUUAGCGCUAGCCUGGCUACAGAGCAGCAGACAGAUGUUUGGUCUUUGAAAGUUCAGCUCUGUUUAUGACAA
Messenger RNA from Cololabis saira (Pacific saury), 818 nucleotides. RefSeq lists its product as uncharacterized. Gene Ontology annotation, biological process: interleukin-15-mediated signaling pathway; T cell activation; positive regulation of ERK1 and ERK2 cascade. Gene Ontology annotation, cellular component: external side of plasma membrane; membrane raft. NCBI's taxonomy places the organism in Eukaryota, Metazoa, Chordata, Actinopteri, Beloniformes, Belonidae. The transcript has 5 exons. The record is from RefSeq and is a predicted model, not a curated record. Gene Ontology annotation, molecular function: MHC class II protein binding; protein tyrosine kinase binding. The coding region runs from base 80 to 724 and encodes 214 amino acids.